AAAAUGGAAUUUCAAGCGGUAAUCAUGGCAGUUGGAGGAGGAUCUCGGAUGACAGAUCUGACUUCCAGCAUUCCCAAACCUCUGCUGCCAGUUGGGAACAAACCUUUAAUUUGGUACCCAUUGAACCUGCUUGAGCGUGUUGGAUUUGAAGAAGUCAUUGUGGUUACAACCAAGGAUGUCCAAAAGGCUUUGUGUGCAGAAUUCAAGAUGAAAAUGAAGACAGAUAUUGUGUGUAUUCCUGAUGAGACUGACAAGGGAACUGCAGAUUCUCUGCGCCACAUAUAUCCAAAACUUAAGACAGAUGUCCUAGUCCUCAGUUGUGAUCUCAUAACAGAUGUUGCCUUACAUGAAGUUGUGGACCUAUUCAGAGCUCAUGAUGCAUCACUUGCUAUGUUAAUGAGAAAAGGCCAGAAUGGCACAGAACCAGUUCCAGGUCAAAAAGGAAAGAAAAAAGCAGUGGAGCAACGUGACUUCAUUGGAGUGGACAGCACAGAAAAGAGGCUGCUCUUCAUGGCUAAUGAAGCAGACUUGGAUGAAGAGCUGGUCAUUAAGGGAUCCAUCCUGCAAAAGCACCCUAGAAUACGUUUCCACACAGGCCUUGUGGAUGCCCACCUCUACUGCCUGAAAAAAUAUGUUGUUGAUUUCCUAAUGGAAAAUAGGUCAAUCACUUCUAUCCGGAGUGAACUGAUUCCAUAUUUGGUGAGAAAACAGUUCUCCUCAGCUUCCGCACAACAAAGGCAAGAAGAAAAAGAGGAAGAUCUAAAGAAAAAAGAACAGAAGUCCUUAGAUAUUUACAGUUUUAUAAAAGAAGCCAAUACACCAACCUUUGCUUCAUAUAAUGUCUGCUGGAAUGCCUGUCGAGGAGACAGAUGGGAAGAUUUGUCCAGGUCACAGGUGCGCUGCUAUGUCCACAUCAUGAAAGAGGGCCUCUGCUCCCGAGUGAGCACCCUGGGACACUACAUGGAAGCAAACAGACAGGUACCCAAAUUUCUCUCUGUUAUUUGUCCAGAAGAAUCACUGAUCCAUUCAUCAGCCCAGAUUGUCAACAAACACUUGGUUGGAGUUGACAGCCUCAUUGGAUCAGAUACACAGAUCGGAGGGAAGUCAUCCAUUGAACAAUCAGUCAUCGGUUCAUCCUGUGUCAUAGGAGACAAAGUGUCUAUCACCAGUUGCCUUCUCAUGAACUCAGUCACCGUGGAACAAGGCCAAACGAGUGAAUGAAGUGAUCGUGGGGAGUGACCAGCUUAUGGAGAUCUGAGUUCUGAGGAAGUUGUAUGCCUUCUCUUGGCCCCCAAAACUACAGAUGUUGGCUGGCUCACCUGUUUGACUCUGUAUUUAUUUCCCAAUAAAGAGAGCUUGCCAAAGGCAUGGUGGAGACUUGUGGAGCAGUACUGAGCUCCAAAUCAUGUGGACUCCAGAGAUACACGUGUGUGCUCAUGGAUCCACCUGGAGAAGUGUGUGGAACAGAAUAGGACACAAUAGAACAGCCCAUCUCUUCAGUCCCAAGAUUAUUGGGCUGGAGCAGUAGGUGUCCAAUGGGUAAGCUCUUGAGAGGAAACUUGCUGACUAACUGGCACAGCCAAGUCCAUAAAGUAUCCUUUACUAAAAAGACCUAGGAGUACUACUGCCCCUGACCCUAAUCAGGCUUUCUGGAUCCAUAAACCUAGCUGCUGGCA
Messenger RNA from Elephantulus edwardii (Cape elephant shrew), 1676 nucleotides. RefSeq names its product eukaryotic translation initiation factor 2B, subunit 3 gamma, 58kDa (gene EIF2B3). The record is from RefSeq and is a predicted model, not a curated record. Gene Ontology annotation, molecular function: guanyl-nucleotide exchange factor activity; translation initiation factor activity. Gene Ontology annotation, biological process: cytoplasmic translational initiation; biosynthetic process. The transcript is spliced from 10 exons. Lineage: Eukaryota; Metazoa; Chordata; Mammalia; Macroscelidea; Macroscelididae. Gene Ontology annotation, cellular component: guanyl-nucleotide exchange factor complex; eukaryotic translation initiation factor 2B complex. The coding region runs from base 4 to 1221 and encodes 405 amino acids.